Pochonia chlamydosporia 170 is the source of this 5877-nucleotide messenger RNA. Its product is annotated as nucleoporin SONB. Gene Ontology annotation, cellular component: nuclear pore cytoplasmic filaments; nuclear pore. The transcript is spliced from 6 exons. Lineage: Eukaryota; Fungi; Ascomycota; Sordariomycetes; Hypocreales; Clavicipitaceae. Bases 1 to 5877 code for a protein of 1958 amino acids. The record is from RefSeq and is a predicted model, not a curated record. Gene Ontology annotation, biological process: protein import into nucleus; RNA export from nucleus; post-transcriptional tethering of RNA polymerase II gene DNA at nuclear periphery. Gene Ontology annotation, molecular function: structural constituent of nuclear pore.
AUGUCGUUUGGCGGCGGAGGCUUUGGCGGCUUCGGCCAACAAAACAACAAUACCCAGUCCAGUGGUUUCGGCGGGUUUGGCUCCAACAAUAAUACUUCGACAGGGUUUGGACAAUCUACCUCUGGCGGCUUUGGGCAGACAAACAAUACUGGAGGUGGUAUGUUUGGAGGAACCACCAGCAACACUGGCGGCGGUUUUGGAGCUUCAACAGGCGGCUUCGGAUCCAACACUGGCGGCUUUGGAAGCAAGCCUGCUUUUGGUACCAGCACCUCGGGAGGUCUUUUUGGCGGUUCCAAUACCAACAACGCCAACACAACCUCUUCCUUUGGUGGCUUUGGCGGCAACAACACGACUUCCAACACAACUUCUUCGCCGUUUGGAGGGACGAGCAAUACUGGCGGCGGAAUGUUUGGCGGGAACAAACCCGGCUUUGGUACCUCUGCCAGCACAGGGGGGUCCCUGUUUGGCGGCGGCGGCAACACGACCUCAGCCGGCUUCGGCACCACUAGCACUGGUUUCGGAGCAACUGGUGCUGUAGGUGAUCCCCCAGGCACGGCAUCGACAGCCUUCAACGCAUAUACCGAGAAAGAGCCCAACACCUCCAUAACCAACUCGUUCCAAAACAUUUUGUUCCAGGAACCUUACAAGAAGUGGUCAUCAGAAGAACUUCGGCUGGUGGACUACGCACAGGGACGUCGAUAUGGCAAUGCGACUGGAGGCGGAGCCUUUGGCGUGAGCUCAGGGUUUGGAGGCUUUGGUUCCAAUACGAACGCCAACCAAACGACUGGCGGCUUUGGUCAAAAUACAACCAACACGACUACAGGUGGUGGCCUUUUCGGCAACAACGCCAGCAACACUGGUACAACAAGUACUGGAUUUGGGGGUGGUGGCUUCGGCGCAAACACGAACACUGCGAAUACUGGCGGUGGUCUCUUCGGUGGCAACAAGCCCGCUGGAGGCGGUUUGUUUGGCAGCAGCAACACUCAAACUCAGCAGCAAAGCGGAGGUGGCAUGUUUGGAGGAGGCGGGACAGGCGCCUUCGGUAGCUCGAACACAACUGGAGGCUUUGGACAGACAAACACGGCUAGCAAUACUGGUGGUGGACUCUUUGGCAACAAUGCCAACAAGACCACGGGGACUGGAUUCAGUUUCGGAAACACCAACAAUACGGCUACAAACACUGGAUCGGCCUUUGGAGGCAAUACCGGAGGAACUGGCUUCGGAGCCAACACAACCAACACCGGAGGUGGUCUAUUCGGAAACACCGCAAACAACACUCAGACGACUGGAGGUGGCCUCUUUGGUGGUCAGAACAACCAGCAACAGAAUACAGGGACAGGUUUUGGCGGUUUCGGACAGCAGAACCAAACCCAGCAAAGUGGUGGCCUGUUCGGUAACCAGCAGAAGCCAGCUACUGGUGGUGGACUCUUUGGAGGCAGCACAACGACCGGAACUUCUGGCGGACUCUUUGGAGGUGGUAAUGCGCAACAGCAACAACAGAACACUGGCGGCGGACUUUUUGGUGGCACGAAUAAUGCAACAUCUGGGGGAGGCUUAUUCGGAGGAAACAAACCAGCUACAGGAGGAGGUCUUUUUGGAGGAGGUAACACGGCUCAGACAACAACGGGCGGAUCUUCAAUCUUCGGUGGCGGCAAUCAACAACAGCCAGCGACUGGUGGCGGUCUCUUCGGAGGCAGCGCAAACCAGCAGAAGCCUGGCGGCCUAUUCGGCGGUUCUACCCAGACAGGAGGAGGACUCUUUGGUGGGCAGAACAACCAGGCUCAAGGCGGUUCCAUGUUUGGCGGCAGUACCAACCAGCUGCAAAACCAGAACACCUUAGGCAUUUCCCUCCUGGGCAAUUCACAGCAGAUGAACAACGCCCCUCAAGGCCUCACAGCCAACCUCAACGAUGUUUCCGCAUACGGCAGCCCGUCCUUAUUUGCCGGUCUUGGUGGGAACGAAGUUGCCAACCCUGGCCCUCUCGCCACGCCUUUGAAUGGCAACUCAAAACCACGAAAAAGCUCCAUUCUCCCGAUGUACAAGCUGGCCCCAGCUACUGCCGCCUCUCGCUUCGCAACCCCACAGAAGAGAGGAUUUGGCUUUUCGUACAGCUCUUACGGAACCCCAGGUGGCAGUCCUGCAAGUAGUAUUUCCAGCACCCCUGGCACCAUGGGCCGCAGCCUCCUUGGCUCCAGCUCCAGCGGUUCUUUGAGCAAGAGCAUCUCAGCAAGCAACCUCCGUCGCAGCUUCAACACUGAAGAUAGCAUCCUCGCCCCGGGUGCGUUCUCCUCCAGCUCUAAUGCUCGUUGGUAUGGCAGCACUGGCUCUAAGAAGCUAGUCAUCAACCGAGACAUUCGUAGUGACCUCUUCUCCACUCCUCAGAAGGACAAAGCCGAUACCAAUGGAAGCGCACGCAAGCUGUCUAAACGGGUGAGCUUUGAUACUAGCAAUGUUGAGUCGGAGGAUGGGACCCCUGUCCGCAACGCUCUCCCUGCCCCAGAAGACACCCCUAAAUCUCAACCCGACGAGACGACUCCCCGUCAGAACCGAACUACUAAUGGUACGAAUGGUUCCCAAACCCCAGAGAUGGAGCAGGUUAAGGGCAAUGAGCUUGCUAUUGUGCACGAAGAAGACAACUCUGCCACACCAGAGGCUCAGGCGGCGCCUCUCGGAUUCGACAACUCGCCUGGCGAAUAUUGGAUGCAGCCCACUCGAGAUGAAAUUCAAAACAUGAACAGAAUUCAACGCCAGCGAGUGGACAACUUCACUGUUGGUCGUGAAAACGUUGGUUUCGUUAGAUUCAAGGUCCCUGUCGAUAUUAGCAACAUCGAACUUGAUGACUUGUGUGGCGGCAUCAUUCAGUUAGAGCCUCGAUCAGCCACUGUGUAUCCAAUCCAGGCUAAGAAGCCGCCUGUUGGCAAGGGCCUCAAUGUUCCCGCCCAGAUUUCUCUGGAACAAUCUUGGCCUCGUGGUGGUCGCGAUAAGCGCAUCACUAGUGAUCCCAAGCGUUUCAACAAGCACAUUGAUAGACUCAAGCGGAUCCCAGACACCACUUUCGAGAGCUACGAUAAGGACACGGGUGUCUGGACCUUUGGCGUCGAACAUUUCACGACUUACGGACUGGAUGACUCUGAUGACGAGUCAGAUGAGGAAAUGGGCCCCCCACCUGCUCUGGAAACACCUACUCAGCGAGUGUCCAACCGUCCCACCGCCUUCGACGCUUCAACUCGUGAUGAGAAGGUUUCUACAAGCUUCAGACAGAAUGCAGGUUUGCCGGGGGCAUUCGACGAGCAAGAAGAUUUAUACGAGCGAGAAGACGCCGGCAAGCAGUCUUUUUUAGGGGUUAGCUCCGCGGAUUCGGCGCCCAAUGAUGUCAGACUUUCACUGGAAGAGGAUUACGCCAGUGAAGUGGGCGACGAAUAUGACAUGUCCGAGGACGAAGACAUGACGAGGUCUUCUGUUGGACAGCAUCUUGCCGCGGAGCUCGACGAUGCCUCGUCGGAGAAUGACCAGGACCCGAAGAGGGGUACUCCUGGCGGCAUUCUGAGAGCUCGUAUGAGGGCCAUGAAGGACCAGGUUGGUCCGGUGACUCUUGAAGUCGCUGAUGGCGAUGACUGGAUGGAAAUGCUUAGGAAAACGGUCAGUCCCGUGAAGCGAGACCGACAGUUGCUCAGGGAAAUGAACGAUUCGCCCUCCAAGUUUGCCGUACGUCUGGGCGAGGGUAACGACAAUGGUGAACAGGACUUGCGCAAAUCGUCUAUUUGGGGGAAAAGUAUUUCGAAGGUAGAGAGACCAAGCGGACGUGUGGGUACGCAAAUGGCAUCGGAUAAGGGACGUGGAUUCGCGACAAGCAUCGACUUGAUGAACUCUCUAUUUGAGAAGCCCAAGCCAGUGCGACAAAACCUUCGCGCUUCUGUGCCAGCCAAAGGCUUUCCUCAGUGGCCGUACGAUCGCCAAGACAAAAAUUUCUCCGUCGACAGUGAAGAACAGGCAUUUCAUGAUGCGUCUCGGCCAACUUGGGGACCAGAUGAGACUCUGGUGGUGACCAGGCCAUUGGAUGCCACACACUCCCGACGAAGUUUCCGCGACAACUCCGACCUUGUCCAAUUCCAACGAUCUGGAAUCCAAACCGAAAGACAAGAUCUUCGUCUCGCCAAGCUUUCUAUGGAGUCGUCCAAGAAAUUUCUGCGUGCUCAGGAUAAGGUGACAGAAAUUAAGAUGGUUGCCGAUGUUCCAAUGGCCCAGCUCUGCGCGAACAGCCUUCAAGAGGUCUUUCACAACCAGGAGAUGAAUGACGCAGCCAAUGUCAACGAGAAGCGCGUCUGGGAGCUGGCCAGCAUCUUAUUCGACGACCUCGUAAAUCAGACUGAGUCUGAGGACUCAACAAGAAAGCAAAGAUUAUCACAAUUCUGGACUGAGCUGGUGGAACAAGCAUCGACUACCAAUAUUGGUCUUGCUGGCUCCAGCGAGGAGAAAGCCGUAGCAAGCUUGGCGGGGCAUCGCAUCACGGAGGCGUGCAAGUUCUUGCUGGAUGGCAAGAAUUUCCGCCUGGCUACCUUGGUUCCUCUUAUUGGUACGUGCGACACUGCAAAGAAGGACAUGCGGGAACAGCUCAAAGCCUGGCAUGACUCAAAGAUGCUCUCAGAGUUUUCAGAGGCAAUUCGCACAAUCUAUGAACUUUUGAGUGGCAAUGUGUGUGUUUGUGAAGGGAUGAAGAAUGUUCCUGUCGAGGACCGCAUGGAAUCAUUUGUCAUUUCUAAGAAAUUUGGGCUGGACUGGAGACAGGCAUUUGGCCUUCGUCUGUGGUAUGCCGGCUCACAGCAAGACAGUGCGACUUUGGCAAUCUUGAAGUUUAAGGACGACAUCAGCCAAGACAAAGAGGAUCUCCCGCGACCAUGGUUCCAUGAACAGGGUCUGCGGCCCGUAUGGAACGAUGCCCACGAAGAGAACAGACAAGAUUUACUUUGGGGCCUCCUUCAACUAUACGCCGACAAGAGCGCCGAUCUCGAGUCCAUCUUGCGGCCAGAAAACUCUCAGCUGUCCCCUCUCAACAUGCGAUUGUCGUGGCAACUCGGACAGGCACUUGUUUCAACUAACCAGGUGUCGUUUGGCAAGAACGGAGAUGAAAAGGCUGACGCUACCACCCUUGCCUAUGCUUCCCAGCUGACGGCUGCCGGGGAGUGGUUGGAGGCAGUCUUUGUCUUGCUGCACCUAAGAAACUCGAAUGCUCGUAUGAAGGCGAUACAGGAACACUUGUGCCGGCACGCUGGCAUGAUUGGCCCUGACACUGGUACGAACUUUACACUACUCACGGAGAAGUUCCAAAUUCCCGCGUCUUGGCUCUGGGAGGCGCUCGCGCUGUAUAUGCGCAGUGUCAAGAAGGAUGCGUCGGCCGAGGUGCACUGCCUACUUCGCGCUGGGGAGUUUGUUGAAGCUCACCGGGUCCUCGUGCAGCAUGUUGCUCCCCAAGCUGUUAUUGAGCGCGACUACGCGACGCUCUCGUCUUUGCUGUCACAAUUCCAGGGUCGGGCCGAGUCCAUCCCAGAGUGGACACAAGGCGGCGAGAUAUACGGCUAUUUCCUGAGUCUCGUGCAACAUCGGGGCAAAGGCGAGAACGCACCGCCCGCAUUGCUGGAGAAGCUGUUGACGGGAUUGAACGUGAUGAAUGAGACUUUGAGCGAGACGGAAGUGUUGCGGUAUGCUGCUGUGUCCGACAUGGCAGAUGAUACGGCACGGGAAAUAUUGAAAUUGGCAAAGAAGAAACAGGAUGCUGAACUGCGAUCAAGAAUCUUGAAUCUGCCGUUGACGCAGGAUCGGUUGCUGGCGUACUCGGUAGAUCUUAGCAUGGACCGGUACAGGGAGGUAAUGUCCCAUUGA